GCACUGUAGUCAUACAUGGAAAUGUUGUCCUUGUUCACUUUUUUUCAAGCUCAUUUCAGUUGAGAGGUAGCUAAGGGUUAAGGCUUUGCCAUACAUGUUAAAUAACAUCAACGCAUCCACUUAAUGGAAACGCAACAUCGCUAUCAGCGAAGGUGAUUGGAGAUACGGACUAUCCUGCUGGCAUACAGGCACUGCUCUGCCUGUCCCGUCCUUUCCACCCGCCUCGCUCUGUUUGUUCCGCCCACCCGCUUCUGUGGAUGAGAUGACUGUGGUGGUGACCUCCAGAGCUUCGAGAGUGACCCAGUGAUGGCUCGUCCUGCCCCUUCUCCCCUGUACACCCUGAGGGGGGCUGGAUCCCCCCUUAAUACCUUGCACUUCGGCUGCUGUGAAGGGGACCCUCCCCUGCUCUUUUCUGGCUCAGGCCAGGGGUCAGUCCAUGUGUGGAACCUGACCACCAGGAGAGCUGAGAGGGUUCUAGAAGGUCAUUCUGGAGCCUCUGUCACCUGGCUUAACACGCUCCACUCCAGAGACACUCUCAUCAGUCAGGGGCGGGACAUGCGUGUGUGCUUGUGGGACCUGGCUGAGGGGCGCGGUGACGUCACGGACGCCCUGUGGACCGGCAGUGUGGGGUUCUGUCGCUGUUCCCUGCUAGAGACUGGCCCUGGGAGAUGGCUACUGGCCCACGCUGGAGAAGCCAUGGAGGAGGUGAAGAUCAUUGAGCUGCCCAGCAAGAGCCCAGUUUGCUCCCUGAUACCACAAGCCAAGCUGGGGAUGGUCAUGUGCAUCAAGCUAUGGCAGCCAGACUCAAGCCCUGGCCCUCUCCUCCUGGCUGGUUAUGAGGACGGCUCCCUGGCGCUGUGGGACGUAUCCCAGAGGUCCGUGCUGAGCCGUGCGGCCGCCCACCCUGAGCCCGUCAUGUGUCUGGACUUUGACCCCGCCGGGCAGAGGGGCGUCUCUGGCUCCUCCGAGAAGAGCCUCGCCUCCUGGAUGCUUGACGGACAGCACAGACUCCAGCUCCAGGAACCCGUAGCCCUUGUGAAUCCUGGGAUCUCCCAGCUGUGCAUCCGGGGGGACCGUAAGAUCGUGGCGUCGGCCGGCUGGGACCACCGUGUCCGUGUGUUUGGCUGGAAGAAGCUCCGGCCCCUGGCUGUCCUCCAGCACCACACAGACAUGGUGCUGAGCCUGGCCUUCUCAGACCACCAGGACCCCAGGAACAGGAUGCUGGCCGCGGGCUCCAAAGACCAGCGCAUCAGCCUCUGGUCCAUAUACAACCAGGGCAGCUCGGACACUGGGUGAGCUACUGGGCCCUGUUGGUAUGUUAUGGAUGUGACCAUGAAUGCAUGUAUCUCACUCCAUAUAAGGAGUUUUCUCGCCAGUGAAAAGACAUUUCCGACAUAGCCAAGAUGGAUCAGGUCAGGAUGAGAUGUCUUUGUGCUUCCAAACAAAAGCUUUCAAGACGGCUGGUUAGUUCUGCUAACAAUUCACUGAGACUUCAUUUGAACACAUUAUUUUUGGUCAAAACCAACUGUUUUAUUGUGUUUGCUUAUCUGGUAGGAGAUUUGCCUGAGCAGACUUGAAUUUGAGGUAUAAAUCGCGCCUGAGUGACUGUGUAAUCCUGUGUUGUUGAUCUAGUUUAACAUUUCCCUCUGCUCUGACCUACACUGCAUCAGUCAAACAGUGUUAACCACAGAACUGGGACAGAAGAGACAAAGCUGUUUGUUAAGGAGGGCCAAUAAACAAUCUUCCCUCAACUAGA
Messenger RNA from Salmo salar (Atlantic salmon), 1756 nucleotides. The record is from RefSeq and is a predicted model, not a curated record. Lineage: Eukaryota; Metazoa; Chordata; Actinopteri; Salmoniformes; Salmonidae.